This is a messenger RNA of Anoplophora glabripennis (Asian longhorned beetle), 1000 nucleotides long. It is a transcript of the gene Dcps, whose product is annotated as m7GpppX diphosphatase. The record is from RefSeq and is a predicted model, not a curated record. The transcript is spliced from 4 exons. The coding region runs from base 1 to 987 and encodes 328 amino acids. Gene Ontology annotation, biological process: deadenylation-dependent decapping of nuclear-transcribed mRNA. Lineage: Eukaryota; Metazoa; Arthropoda; Insecta; Coleoptera; Cerambycidae. Gene Ontology annotation, cellular component: P-body; nucleus. Gene Ontology annotation, molecular function: hydrolase activity; RNA 7-methylguanosine cap binding.
AUGGCCACUUUGGAUGUACCAAGCGAAAGCAUUGCCUCCGACUCUAAUUACUCAGAAAAUACAUCAAAUUCUUCAAAUAGUAUACACAAUACUAUUAAAGAUUUAUCUGAUUUUAAAUUAAAAAACAUAUUGCAAAACAAUAGUAACAGAAAAUCCGUGUAUCUCAGUGGAACAUUUGAUUCGAAGGAAGGAGAUGCUAUAGUAAUUUUGGAAAAAACAGCGUUUGCCGAAGAAAAUUUGAAUAAUGAUAGUGACUAUUUCACAGACAAAAGCCAUUUAGAAAAGAUUUUUCAAAAUGAUAUAUAUGGAGAUUACAAAUAUUUUACACGGAGCAAAUUAAAUACUAUUAAAACGACAAUAAUUCAUCCUGCAACAGAAAAACACAUUUUUAAAUAUUCUAUUCAAAAGUGUCACAUCGUAGAUGAAACACCACAAAUUUAUAAUGAUAUAGUCUUACCAUACCUAACUGAUGAGCAAUUUAGUUUACAGUGGGUGUACAAUAUAUUGGAACAUAAAUCUGAAUCGGAAAGAAUAGUUUUCGAAGAUGUAGAUCCAGUUAAUGGAUUUAUUAUGGUACCUGAUUUAAAAUGGAGUGGUGAAAUAGACACAUUGUACUUACUAGCUAUUUCUAAUAGAAGAAAUAUUAAAUCGUUACGAGAUUUGACUCAAGAACACUUACCUCUCUUGAAAAAUAUUAGGGAGAAGGGAAUUGAAGUUAUAAAAAAUAAAUAUGGAUUAGAAGGUACACAACUGAGAAUAUAUUUACAUUAUCAGCCUUCAUUCUACCAUUUACAUGUUCACUUUUGCUACUUAAAGCACGAAGCUCCUGGAAUAUUAGCUGAAAGAGCUCAUUUGCUUUCAAAUGUGAUAAGUAAUAUAGAAUUACUGCCAGAUUACUACCAAAAAGUGACACUUCCGUUCGUUGUCAGAGAAAACGACAAAUUAUUUUUGGCGUUAGAACAGAAAGGCAUUUCAAAAAAACUUUGAAAUGUCACUGAGU